UUUAUUUAAGAGUAUGAGAAUAAAGGAGACUGAAUACAAAUGCACACCACACUCUUCAGACAUAAUUUCUCAAGAAAAAAGUGAAAACCAUGUAUCAUUUUCCUUCCCCUUUACAAUUAUGAACUACUGUGUUUUGGUCCAUUACACAAAAUCCCAAUAAAAUACACUAAAGCAUUUGGUUGAAACAUGAAAAAAUGUUUCAGCCAUAUUCACCAACAGAUCAAGAAGUAUUAAAUUUUAAGGCACAUUAUACAAGUCCUGUAUGCAAAGAAAUAUACAACCAACUAACAGAAUCUGAUUUCUGCAACUAACUGUAGUUGGUUCAUAACUAAAUUUAGCAAAACUGUUGGUGUUUUCCAUUAUUUUAAUCAAUUUGAUAAUCAAGUCCAAACUUUGGAAGCACCAGAGCAGCCAUUAGCGCUGAGAGCUACAGAUAAAAAUAAGCUUGUCUUCACAAUGAGCUUAGAUGGGAUAUAAAAGAACUUCCAGCAAAUUUUAAGGACCUAUAAGCUGCAUCAGAGGUAGUCUGUUAUGACUCUAUAAACAGUCUCACAGUUAAAUUCCUAAGGCAUAUGUAGUGCUCAAACAAAAUCCACCCUUUUCCCAGUAGCAGUAGGAGGUCCAGUAUGUUUGGCUCUUUGUUACGUCUGCUAAAAACCAAUAUGAUCUUCUUUGUCUGGUUUAUAUCCAAGAUAAGUGAUUUUUUUUCCCAAUGUGGCACAACAUUUCCUACCAGUUCCUCCUAUCCAACCAGAAAGUAUUUCCUGGUUCUGCCACACUUUACGUUUCAUUAUCAAUAACAUACAUGUUUUAAAAGUAAUGGUAGUUAAAUUGGUUAUUCCAAACAACUUGCUUUGGCAAGGUUGUGCAAUGUUUAAAACAUUAACAUCCACCCUUACGUACAUCAUACACCCAAUUUUUUCGGAACACCGAGUUCUCCAUAGUUUCAGCGGAAAUUAAAAUUAUGGCUUUUCAGAUUUUUCUGAGCAGAACCCUCCAUCCUUAUAGAUUUUGCCCACAAGGUGGGGCUACAUCUAUAACUGGAAAAGGAUGGAGUUAAAUUGGAAGAACAGACCUUACGCAGUGAUUUCAUGAUUUCGUGGAUCAUUUCACAGUAUUUGGUAAACAGAAGCUUGAAUUGAAUUGUUAUGUUGGUAUUUAUUAUAUAUACCUAAGUUACAUCUUUUUUUCUAGGUAGAUAAUACAUUUAAGCAGUAAUUUUGUUUUGUUUUUACAUGUUUUGCUACCAUUAUUAAGGGUAUCAAAUUUGUGGAGAUCAUUCAGGAAAUGUUUUUCAGUUUUCAAACAUAACAAUUUAUACAAAUUAAUAGAGUCGGUCUGAACUAAAAAAAAAAAAAAAAGGAAUCACAGAAGAAGAAGAAAUAGUUGUAUGUGGUCCUAAAACUUUCUUGUCUUAAAAAUGUGGGCAUCUGGGUGGCGUUGCGGUGGGAGGAACAUUCAGCAACAACGCUGAGACUCCAUGGAGGGUGCGGCAGGAUGAUGCUUCCUCCUCCAAACAGCCCUGCCUCCCAGCGGAUCCACUGUGCCAUGCGCAUCGCUCCGGCAGCCAGUGUUGUGCAUGUGGGGCCCCUUAAAGAGAAGCGCCGAGCAGACGGCACCGACUUUCUCCAUUGUAGAGUCACCGAAAUGAGGAACAGCGCCAACCCGGCACAAUGCGCUCCAGGCUCCCAGGGACCGCCUGCCUAUUGCGAACCAUUGGACUCUGCAUCCUUCUCUCGAACACUGCAGCUUACUUUGGGCUGACAGGCCGAGAGCCAUUGGUGCUUUUACCAGGUCCAUUUUCUAAUGAAGCUCCAACGGGGAAGGCCCACCUGAAGCAGUGCGAGCAGAUGAGUCUGACCAGGCGGCAGAAGAGGAUGUGCCGCAGGGAGCCCGGUUUGGCCGAGACGCUCUGGGAAUCGGUGCGCCUCGGCCAGCUGGAGUGUCGCUAUCAGUUCAGGAACGAGCGCUGGAACUGCACCCUGGAUGGCCGAGGGAGCCUCCUGAAAAGAGCAUUUAAGGAGACCGCCUUUCUGCUGGCUGUAUCCUCCGCUGCACUGACCCAGGCGCUCGCCAAGGCUUGUAGCUCAGGCCGGAUGGAGAGGUGCACGUGUGACGACUCCCCCGGGAUCCAGCACAGAGAAGCGUGGCAGUGGGGGGUCUGCGGAGACAACCUGAAAUACAGCACCAAGUUCCUCAAGAAGUUCCUCGGCCAAAAGAGGGUCAGCAAAGACCUGAGGGCGCAGGUCGAUGCCCACAACAUCAACGUUGGAAUUCGGGCAGUGAAGAGUGGGCUGAAAACAACCUGCAAGUGUCAUGGGGUCUCUGGCUCGUGUGCGGUACAGACUUGCUGGAAGCAGCUGUCCCCUUUCCAUGACACUGGGCGGCUGCUAAAGUACAGAUAUGACAAUUCCAUAAGAGUGUUGAGCGUCACCAACGCAGCCACAGGAGAGACUGAGCUCGCAGGCCUUAGACGCCAUGGCCAAAACCCACGCAAUACCGACUUGGUCUACCUGGAGGACUCCCCUAGCUUUUGCAGGCCUUCCCGCUACUCGCCAGGCACAGGUGGCAGGUCGUGCACCAAGGACACGAGCUGUCAGAGUCUGUGCUGUGGACGCGGCUAUAACACGGCCAUGCACUUCACCAGCCUUUCCUGCCACUGCCAGGUACGCUGGUGCUGCCAUGUGGAGUGCCAAACAUGCGUGAGGGAAGAGGAGGUGUACACCUGCAAAAAUGCAUAAACAAAUUUUGGAAAGAGAAAUGAAAAAUGAUCCAAUGAAGCAGUGGAAAACAUGAAAGAGACUGAACUCAAAUCUUUCAAGCGUAGUCCUCCGCAGAAUGUCACAUCAAAGCAUGUUUUUGAAAAUAUCAUUUAGGACUUGCAUGAUAUUUUGGGAGAAAAAACACUAUUGUACCACUAUGAUACUGUUGGUGUCUUGCUAUCAGCUUACUGUAGAUGAUGAUAUUUCCAAACUACUCUCCUUCUCCUUAGCUGGAUGCACUGAAAUCUCCCUUUUCUACAUAAUGGAAUCAAGCUCCUCAAACUAGGAACCACACUGGAGCAGUAUGAACUGUGAGCUCUGACACUGACUGUUUGAUGUGGUAUUUGUCCUCCCAUAUUUUACUAUUUAUUGCGCCACUUUCCGUGCCUCGUAUACUGCUGCUUUAUGCGUUAAAUCUUGUAAUCAAGUGUUGCCAAUAAGGCUGUUAAGGAGUUAAGAUGAAUCUACCUGCCUGUUUCUCUGACUGCUGUGGAGAACUUUUAAAGUUCUGUCCUGAGUAAAAGCACUUAAGUUGCUCUUGCUACAUAUUAUACAAAAUGAAUUGUUAAUACCUAGAUAGAAUCACUGGAAGCUUUACUGGUGGCUUACACCACUGAUAUAUUAUUACGUGCAUUUACAGGGUUAUCGUGUAAAGAAAGAAGGUGGGUGUUUUCAGUUGCUCUUAUGGAAAUGUCUAUGGAAAUCUCUACAUGUGCUGUGCAGGGAGAUUAACACACUGCUGGAAACGCUGACCACUCUCUUUGAAAUUCAGCUUAAUUUGGAAGCAUGCCAGUUCUGUUUUUCUAAUUGUAGGUAUUAACAGAAGUCUACAUUUUUCUAUACUUUCAAGUAUAAAAUUAACUCACCAGAAUAUUUGAAGUCCAAAUUAGCCCCAUCUUUGUUCUGCAUGCCUUUGAAGUGAAUCAGUCACGCUGCCUAUUUUCCCUAAUUGCUAAUCAAAGAAAAUGACCACGUUUACUCCCCCCUUUGCUUCUAACUCUGCGUCCAUGUGUGCAGGUUGAAAGUGCACACCGGACCCCUGAGUGUCUGUUUUUAUUGGGCUGUUUCAUGCUUUAUUGGACUGCCUCUGAACUGCAGAUGAGCAAUGAAUAUAACUCACAUCGGGGCUCCAGGCGUCUGACAAUGUGGAAUCGUAAUUUUUCUACCUCACUUCAACUUUUGGCAAAUAUCAGUAAGAUUUAUGAGCUAUGCAGAGUUUCUUCUCUGUAGAUACAUGUCUUUCCCUCUGCAUUUGGUUGAAAUAUAUUUUAGAUGUCUGUGCAGGUUUUGUGGAAUAAUGCGUAAUCAGUUUUCCUGUUUCUAUUUUGAAAGCUUGUUGCUUUACACUUUUUAUUUAAAACAAAUGAAAUUAAUAAAAAGACAAACAUUUGUAAGA
This is a messenger RNA of Girardinichthys multiradiatus, 4158 nucleotides long. Its product is annotated as protein Wnt-9b-like. Gene Ontology annotation, biological process: cell fate commitment; neuron differentiation; multicellular organism development. Bases 1674 to 2741 code for a protein of 355 amino acids. Lineage: Eukaryota; Metazoa; Chordata; Actinopteri; Cyprinodontiformes; Goodeidae. Gene Ontology annotation, molecular function: cytokine activity; frizzled binding. Gene Ontology annotation, cellular component: extracellular region. The transcript has 4 exons. The record is from RefSeq and is a predicted model, not a curated record.